AUGACUGGACGAAGCCUCCUGCUGCUGGCCGUUUUGGCGGCCGUAGCGCUACUGCAGCACAUGACAGCGGGCGCGGCCGUCGACGGCGUGAUUAUUGUGCGCGGCAACAAGCUCUACAAUGCCAAGUCGGGCGAGCGUUUUUUCAUCAAAGGGCUGACGUACGAGUACGCCGUGAGCGAUGACUACUAUGACAAGUACUCGAAGGCUGUGAUCGAGGAAAAUCUCGCGGGCCUCAAGUACAACACACUGCGUCUGUACAACAUCAACCCCGGUUCUUCGUACAAGAAGUUCAUGAAUGACAUGGCUGCACUCGGUGUCUACGUCAUGGUCUCGGCCUCGCCUGACAACGAUGCAUACUACGGGAAAUAUCGGUACUCGACCAUCACUAAGAAACUGAGUUGCUCGGGUAAAGUAUCCACUGGCGAUGGUGCCAAGACUGUGGACCAGACUGAGACCUGUUACCCGGCACUGCUGCUUGAAUAUGGCAAGAAGAUUAUCCAGAAUUUUGCCCAGUACGACAACACCCUGGGCGUCGUUGUGGCCAACGAAAUCAUGCAGGCCGAUCUCACGGCUGCCUCUUGUGUUAAGGCGUACGUAGCAGACCUAAAGAAUUGGAUGUCGGUCAAUGGCAAGAAGAUACGACUUCUACCGCUCGCAUACGCUGCGGCUGACAGUAGUAACGAUGAUGUAAGCAACGCAGACGACUAUCACGUGAUGAAGGUCCAGGGACUGCUUUGCGGAGACAAGAUGACCAACGGAAUGAUGGCAGAGAGUAUUGAUAUAUACCUUAUCAAUGAGUACCGUUGGUGUCCUGAUUCGACGUUUGCAGAGGCAUACCAGCGCUACAUUGACAUGGCGCAGGGUAUUCCUGUCGUCGUUGCUUUCGGCGAGUAUGGCUGUAAGACUUCUUCAGCUAGCCCGCGUGACUGGGGAAUGGUUCCGUACAUGUACCAAGAGCCCUCGAAGACCAAGGAGUUUACCGCCGUUUGGUCUGGUGGCCUGGCUUACUCGUAUGGUGAAGCCAAGCUCGCAAAGGACUCGCUGUUCCCAAUGUUCACAGGCGGCAGCACUGAUUUUUUGUCAACGCCCAGUUCGAAGGCAUCAACAGAUUUCACGAACCUGAAGGCCCAAUUUGCAAAGUACUCUGGCUACAAGGACGACGCAGAGUGGACUGACAGCACCAACAGUUGCUCGGCGAGCAACCUAAAGAUCGCCAGCACAGACUCGUGGACGUGCUCCAGCCGUGAAGGCGUGGUAUGCACGGACGAUGGCGGCAAAUGUGAUGUUGCUCUUAAAGGUACCGUCGGUACGACCCAGGAGGACAUUUGCGGCUCUUACGAGGUUACUAGUGGUGGUGGCACUUGCGAGAGCACGUCUGACUGCGGUGGCAACGGCCAGUGCAAGGAAUCGAACGGCACCAUGUCGUGCAGCUGUUUGUCCUGUUACACGGGCACCGACUGCAGCGUAAAGGACAUUACCUCCUGUGCAACUCUGAGUAGCUCGGACACAGCCCCUCAGAAGAUUUUUGUGGGCAUUGGUGUGUUCCUGGGUGUUAUGGCGGUGGUCUUUAUCGCCCUUGGUGUUGCCGCCGCCAAGAAGAAAUCUGAAACGGACAGAUUUGCGCAGCAAGUGAAGGCUGGAGGCAGCACCCAAACGACUGAUGCUUCUUUGUAG
Molecule: messenger RNA, 1674 nt
Organism: Phytophthora infestans T30-4
Lineage: Eukaryota; Oomycota; Peronosporomycetes; Peronosporales; Peronosporaceae
Product: glycoside hydrolase, putative
Exons: 5
Coding region: 1-1674 (557 amino acids)
Biological process (GO): cell wall (1->3)-beta-D-glucan biosynthetic process
Cellular component (GO): cell wall
Molecular function (GO): 1,3-beta-glucanosyltransferase activity
Source: RefSeq, a predicted model, not a curated record